Molecule: messenger RNA, 2453 nt
Organism: Micromonas commoda
Lineage: Eukaryota; Viridiplantae; Chlorophyta; Mamiellophyceae; Mamiellales; Mamiellaceae
Exons: 8
Source: RefSeq, a predicted model, not a curated record
AUGCCGUACUGGGACGUGUCGCUUGUGACGAGCAUGCGCGAUCUGUUCAAGGACAAGACGCAGUUCAACGCGGAUAUAUCGCGAUGGAACACCUCGAGCGUCACGACGAUGUACGGGAUGUUCCGGAACGCCAGGUACGCGUUCAAUCAGCACCUAUCGAGAUGGGACGUCAGCUCGGUCACGGACAUGGGGUACAUGUUCCAGAACGCCAAAGCAUUCAACACGAUGCCGGACAGCUGGGACACAUCCAGUGUCGGCAUGCGCGAUCUGUUCAAGGACAAGACGCAGUUCAACGCGGAUAUAUCGCGAUGGAACACCUCGAGCGUCACGACGAUGUACGGGAUGUUCCGGAACGCCAGGUACGCGUUCAAUCAGCACCUAUCGAGAUGGGACGUCAGCUCGGUCACGGACAUGGGGUACAUGUUCCAGAACGCCAAAGCAUUCAACACGAUGCCGAUUGGCUGGGACACAUCCAGUGUCGGCAUGCGCGAUCUGUUCAAGGACAAGAGGCAGUUCAACGCGGAUAUAUCGCGAUGGAACACCUCGAGCGUCACGACGAUGUACGGGAUGUUCCGGAACGCCAGGUACGCGUUCAAUCAGCACCUAUCGAGAUGGGACGUCAGCUCGGUCACGGACAUGGGGUACAUGUUCCAGAACGCCAAAGCAUUCAACACGAUGCCGAUUGGCUGGGACACAUCCAGUGUCGGCGUCACGACGAUGUACGGGAUGUUCCUGAACGCCAGAUACGCGUUCAAUCAGCACCUAUCGAGAUGGGACGUCAGCUCGGUCACGAGCAUGGACUACAUGUUCCAGAACGCCAAAGCAUUCAACACGAUGCCGAUUGGCUGGGACACAUCCAGUGUUACAGAUGUGCACGAUCUGUUUCAUUCGGCUGAGCAUUUCAACCAGCCGAUCAAUUCGUGGAAUGUGUCGCGGGUGAUGAACGCGAGUGGCAUGUUCCACGGCGCCUCCAGGUUCAGCCAGGCCAUCAGGGUAUGGACCCUGAUCCCCGGAGCGGACACGACGGGGAUGUUCACGGGCGCAGACACCUGGCUCUCCCGCGCGUAUCAAACGGAUGGCUCCGACACAACAGACGGGCCGCCGAGCGCUUGGUCCAUGUCCGAGCUCUGCUUGGAUAACGAGCGCGUGCAGUCUGGCUGGUGCGUUGUGUGCGGGACUGGGAGGUACAACCGCCCGGGCGACGAUCCAACACUCGAUGUCGACACCGAGUGCGACACAUUCGGUACCCGUGCAACGCUCCAGGCCGCAGUGAACAGCUGCUUAGAUCCCACCUAUGGUGACCCCACCGGCGUGGCGUGCUGCUCCAAACCAUUAGUGAACUGCGGCGCCGCGGGAACGACCGAGAUGGCCGAUUGGGACGUGUCGUUUGUGACGGAGAUGAACGAGCUGUUCUACAACAAAGGGUCCUUCAACGCGGAUAUAUCGCGAUGGGAUACCUCGAGCGUCACGACCAUGUACAGGAUGUUCGACGAAGCCGCCGCGUUCAAUCAAGAUAUCGGUAGAUGGGACACCUCGAGCGUCACGACCAUGUACAGGAUGUUCAAUGAAGCCGCCGCGUUCAAUCAAGAUAUCGGUAGAUGGGACACCUCGAGCGUCACGGACAUGAAAGAGAUGUUCAGUUUUGCCUCCGCGUUCAACAAAGAUAUCAGUGCAUGGGACACCUCGAGCGUCACGACCAUGUACCAGAUGUUCCGGGACGCCUUGGCGUUCAAUCAGCACCUAUCGAGAUGGGACGUCAGCUCGGUCACGGACAUGCACGGCAUGGUCUGGAAUGCCCACGCAUUCAACACGAAGCCGAUGGCCGUUUGGGACGUGUCGCAGGUGACGAGCAUGAGCAGCCUGUUCAGUGGCAAAGGAUCCUUCAACGCGGACAUAUCGCGGUGGCAUGUCAGCUCGGUCACGACAAUGCAACGGAUGUUCUAUGAUGCCUACGUAUUCAACACGGAUAUAUCGCGGUGGGACGUUAGCUCAGUCACAGACAUGUCGUACAUGUUUCAAAACGCCAGAGCGUUUGACAGGUCCCUACAGAGAUGGAGCUGGAAUGUAUCGCUGGUGACGGACAUGGGCAGCUUGUUCUAUAGCAAAGGAUCCUUCAACGCGGACAUCUCCAAGUGGGACGUCAGCUCGGUCACGAACAUGUACCGGAUGUUCAGGAGCGCGCAGCAGUUCAACGCGGACAUAUCGCGGUGGGACGUCAGCUCGGUCACGCGCAUGGAACAGAUGUUUUAUUCCGCCGGCCAGUUCAACGCGGACAUAUCGCGGUGGGACGUCAGCUCGGUCAUUGACAUGCGUCAUAUGUUUGAAAACGCCUACGCGUUUAACAGGGAUAUUUCAAGCUGGGACACGUCGCGGGUGACCGACAUGCAGUCGAUGUUCUCAAACGCGGCGGCUUUCGACGGUGACAUUUCAAGCUGGGAUGUCUCCAGGGUUGA